CAAUCUGUCAAAUGAGUGAAAGUGGAGUUUUAAAUCUCAUGUCGGACAGGAUCUCCUUUGUCAAUAAGAUAAGUGUUAUCCUGAAAGCCACCUCUGAUGAUGAUACGCCAGUGCCAGGAUACAUGUACCAGCAAAUCAGUGAUAUCAGCCAUGAGUCUGUUGGUUACUGUGAAAGUCUACUGGAAUUCUUAGUGGAACGACUCGAUAAAAAUUCAUACCAUGUGAAGCUAAAGGUUCUCAAGUUAAUGAAGUAUAUAAUUGAAAAUGGACAUGCCAACUUCCAGAUUGGUUUGAGGAAAAUGUCACAUGGCAUCCAGGCUGCUACUAAGUUUGGAGGUCCCCCUGAUCCUCUGCAUGGAAAUGUUCCUUAUGCAAUGGUGAGAAAAGAAGCUCAGGGAAUAUGUGAGAAGCUGUUUAAUGUUGAAGUUGCGUCUUCUGAAGAAGUAGUGGAAGAAAAUUACUCUGCAAAUAAGACAUACAAUAUUGUGGGUAUGGGUCCAUCCUCUGUAAACAGUGGUGGAGGCAGAAUAGAAGGAUUUGGAAAUUACUCCUCUAAUCAGCAAAAAUCUUUGGCUGAUACAAUAAUAGACGGUAUUGGUAAGCUGGCUGAGCGUCUGGGCGAGAGUCCGGUAGACAAACAGAAGGUUUUGUUAGACUCAUUAGAGAAGUCCUCCAGCAAGUACUGUCCUCCAGUUGUGUGGCCAUCAGACCCACUCACAACAGAUGAAUCAGGAGACAACACUUUGCCAGUAAUGCCUAAAAAAGUUUCGAGGAAACACGUCCCUGGUCGUGCUGGUGGAGGCUGGGAUUAUGUGGAUCCGGUAGGUGCUGCCUCGUUAGGUCAAGAUCGUUCUCACAGUCACAGUGAUUGCAGCUCGGAGUUCACCGAAAGACUGGAGUGUUCAAACUUACACUCAGCGGACUGGAGCACAGAAGUUGACUUGGUUAACUCAACAGUGGAAGACGAGUCACGGCCACUUCUCACCAGGCAGGAAAUUGCAACAUUUCAGAACAAAUGUGCCUCACUAAAUACUGACAAAAUAGUGGAAUUCCUCGCCGAGAAGCUCUACUCUCCUCAUGAUUACAUCGUUCUUAAAAGCCUGUUGUUGGUAGAAAACUUCCUUCGCUGUGAUUUGAUUGGUUUGGAGUUCCUGGCUGCUACAUGCAAAGAGUCAUUGCUUGGUGUAUACAUGAAGUGGGAGGGACCAUGCCGAGCUAAAGCGAGAAAGAUAAUUCGGAUCCUAGAAAAACUGACUUCUCAUCAGAACAUCCUGGCAGUGGAAGGGAAUGGAACUGUCAGUAGACCACCAGCUUCUUCUGUGUGUAGUCAUGGUGAUGUUAAUAACGGCAGUGUGGUCAGCACACAGACAGGGGAUCCAGAUCAACAACAUGGUGAAUGUGCACACUCUAUACUGGUUACAGAGCCUCUGUUGUCUUUAGAAGAUAAAUCUUUUCAACUGCCAGACACAGAACAGUGAGAUCUUGACAACACCUGAUGUAAAUCUUAUUAAGAGUGUUUACAGCCAGACACAGAACAUUUGAGUUCUGACAACACCUGAUGAAAAUUUUAUCAAGACUGGUUACAGCCAGACACAGAACAGUGAAGUCUUGUUUACUGCCAGACACAGAACAGUGAAGUCUUGUUUACUGCCAGACACAGAACAGUGACGUCCUGACAACAACUUAUCAAGACUGGUUACAGCCAGACACAGAACAGUGAAGUCUUGUUUACUGCCAGACACAGAACAGUGAAGUCCUGACAACAACUUAUCAAGACUGGUUACAGCCAGACACAGAACAGUGAAGUCUUGUUUACUGCCAGACACAGAACAGUGAUGUCCUGACAACAACUUAUCAAGACUGGUUACAGCCAGACACAGAACAGUGAAGUCUUGUUUACUGCCAGACACAGAACAGUGACGUCCUGACAACAACUUAUCAAGACUGGUUACAGCCAGACACAGAACAGUGAAGUCUUGUUUACUGCCAGACACAGAACAGUGAAGUCCUGACAACACCUGAUGUAAAUCUUAUCAAGAGUGUUUACAGCCAGACACAGAACAAUGAAGUCUUGUUUACAGCCAGACACAGAACAGUGAAGUCCUGACAACACCCGAUGCAAAUUUUAUCUUGACAUUUACCUAAUAUCAAAGCUUCUUGGCACCUAUGAAUUCAGGAGCAUUGGCUUGUAGGGUUGAUGCUAAAACAGUUUUUUACAGUGCAAUAUUAGGCUAUUAUAUAGGCAUACAGAGAAAAUGAAGACAAAGGGUCCACUAGGUUCAUAAUCGAAUUCCGUCCGGUACAUCCAGACCUGAUUAAUCCCCUUAAAUUUAAGGAAUAUUCCCCUUUUAUUCGUGUCAAUACAUUUCUUUAAAUGGUGUCAUCUGCGGAAUGCCCAGCCAACUACCAUAAUUUCUUGUGUAUUGCCUGCUGCACCAGAUAAGCCGCAUUUGGUUUUGAAAAAAAGAUUAUCAGUUUGUCCAAUCCGACAGAAAGCCCGCAAUAGCUUGAAUGGCCACCACUUAACCAUGAAAACCGAUCGUGUGAUCUAUCUGUAUAGCCAUUGCUAUUGUCAUUCAAUAAGCACUAAUUAUACACUCAGUUGAUUGCAUUGUAAUUUUGCUCUGGGUUUAAGUGUAAAUUAGUGAACAUAAUUACUGGGUUUGAAUUUCUAUGUCUGAAUUAGUAUCAUUUGCGAUAUUAGACCUGAGUGGAAAGAAAAACAAACAAGUUAUACCGCAGAUUUUAAACUGAUGAGUUGUUGUAUAUAUGCUGAACAACAUGGCAAUAGGGAAGCCAUGUGUAUUUUCCCUAUCUACCAUAGCAGUGCGGCUGGAACAGACUCAAUAGCAGCUUUUUGAAAGUACAUCGGAUAGUUCAGACUUUAGAGGUUGGAACUAAUCACAUAUACAGUACGGUACUAUCUUGUAAUAAAUUCUGAAGUAUCA
Messenger RNA from Gigantopelta aegis, 2948 nucleotides. Its product is annotated as AP-4 complex accessory subunit Tepsin-like. Gene Ontology annotation, cellular component: trans-Golgi network membrane. Lineage: Eukaryota; Metazoa; Mollusca; Gastropoda; Neomphalida; Peltospiridae. The transcript has 12 exons. Bases 12 to 1478 code for a protein of 488 amino acids. The record is from RefSeq and is a predicted model, not a curated record.